ACUAGGAACAAACUUGUUUUUUCGAAUCAAUCUACAAAAAAGAUGAAACUGGAACUUGUGUCGGCCACAAAAUGCUUCGAAGGCGAGCAACGUGUCUACAAACAUCACUCCAACGUUCUGGAAUGUGACAUGACCUUUGGUGUCUUCCUGCCCCCAGCGGCAAUUGAAGAUAAGACCGAAUGUCCAGUGCUAUACUUUUUGAGCGGUUUGACGUGUACUCACGAGAACUUCGUGCAGAAGAGCGGCUUCCAACGAACGGCAGCCAAAGAAGGCCUCAUUGUGGUAAAUCCCGAUACCUCUCCACGUGGAGUGGAGCUGCCCGGCCAGGACGAUGCCUACGAUUUCGGCAGUGGUGCCGGCUUCUAUGUGGAUGCCACUGAAGCCCCAUGGUCCAAGCACUACAAGAUGUAUAGCUACGUCACGCAGGAGCUCCCCGAAUUGGUCAAUGCCAAUUUCUCGGUUUUGCCUGGCAAAAAAGGAAUUUUCGGUCAUAGCAUGGGUGGCCACGGCGCCUUAAUUUGCGCUCUUAAGAAUCCCGGCUUGUAUCAAUCGGUGUCUGCAUUUGCACCAAUUGCCAACCCCUCGGAAUGUCCAUGGGGCCAAAAGGCCUUCACUGGAUACUUGGGCGCCAACCGGGAUGACUGGGCACAGUGGGAUGCUACCAGCUUGGUCUCCAAGUACGCCAGCACACCUCAGGAGCUGUUCAUAGAUCAGGGAUCAGCCGACAACUUUCUCGCUGGCCAGCAACUGCUGCCAGAAAAAUUGCUAGCAGCAGCUGCCCCCAACGACCACAUCCAGACCAUAUUCAAGCAACGAGAGGGAUACGACCACAGCUACUUUUAUAUAGCUACAUUUGUGGCCGAGCAUAUUGAAUAUCAUGCCAAGUUGCUAAAAGCUUAAAUGUGUCCCGAAUUUCGUUUAUAAAACAAUGUGUGUUCACAAAUAUAGUCUGUAUAUAAAUCCGCAUA
Molecule: messenger RNA, 968 nt
Organism: Drosophila arizonae
Lineage: Eukaryota; Metazoa; Arthropoda; Insecta; Diptera; Drosophilidae
Product: S-formylglutathione hydrolase
Biological process (GO): formaldehyde catabolic process
Cellular component (GO): cytosol
Molecular function (GO): S-formylglutathione hydrolase activity
Source: RefSeq, a predicted model, not a curated record